Messenger RNA from Lathyrus sativus (Indian pea), 1845 nucleotides. NCBI's taxonomy places the organism in Eukaryota, Viridiplantae, Streptophyta, Magnoliopsida, Fabales, Fabaceae. The record is from the annotation of a GenBank genome assembly.
AUGGCCAAUUCAUCAUGUUCAUUAGAUUGGUCUCUACCUUGCACUAAAUGGUACUACACAAGAGCAACAUUCAACUUUCAUGCAUUCAUCAUCCCCAUCUGUCAUUUCCCUUCUUUCAACUCAAUUUCCACCUCAAAUCCAAAACUCUUCCAUGCAAAUUUCUCAGCUUCUUCUCACACUCCCAUUUUAGAAGAACCUUCUUCCAACACCCCCUUGAUCCUUCUAGAUGUUAACUUUUCUGACCCUAACAAUUAUUCCAAGCCAGAAAUUGGUCAGAAUUUGAAUGAUUUUCUAUGUGGGUUGUUUCAGGAUCCAAACAAAUAUGAACUUGCUUUUGAUUACUAUCAAAGACUCAAAGAGAGACCAGAGUUUAGACCAAAGAAAUCAACUUUGAACCAUGUGAUAAGGUACUUGUUGAGAUUCAAGAAGUGGGAGUUUUUUUCAUCUGUUUCUGAAGAUUUUAAGGUUUAUCAUGUUUUCCCUGAUGUUGCUACUUGCUCUAGGUUGAUUAGUUUUUGCAUUAAGAAUAGAAAGUUCAAGAUUGCUGAGAGUUUUGUUGAUGCUUUUAGCUCUAGUGGUGAAAUUGGUGUUUUGGCUUUUGGUUCUGCUUUUGAAAGUUAUAAUAAGCUUCAUAUGUUUAGGAGAACUAUUUUGGUGUUUGAGAAAAUGAUAUGCAAUGGUGUUGUUAUGGAUUCAAGAUGCUAUUUACAUGUUAUGGAAGCUUAUUCGAGAAUCGGUAACUGCAAUAGAGUUGUCGAAUUGUUUAAUGAGUUCGAGAGUAAGAAAUUAAGCGACUCGAAUAGAUAUUUAGGUCAAAUAUAUGGUGUUCUAUGUGAGUCACUAGGGAAAUCUAGAAGGGCUUUUGAAGCAUUAGAGUAUUUUAGAGAUAUGACUAAGAAAGGUAUUUCGGAAUACUCGAUUUACUCUACAUUGAUAUGUUCUUUCGCGAGCUUGCGCGAGGUUGAGGUUGCUGAGAAACUUGUAACGGAAGCUAAAAGCAAAACGACGAUAAGAGAUCCUGAUGUGUAUUUAAAGCUUGUGUUAAUGUAUGUUGAAGAAAGUUUGUUGGACAAGACAUUAGAAGUAGUUGAGGCGAUGAAGAACGCCAAUGUCAAGGUUUCUGAUUGCGUUUUAUGUGCUAUUAUCAAUGGUUUUAGCAAGAGAAGAGGGUUUUUAUCUUCGGUUAAUGUUUAUGAGAAACUCAUUUCGAAAGGCUACGAGCCUGGUCAAGUCACGUACGCGUCGAUAAUAAACGCCUAUUGUCGUCUUGGCCAAUACAUCAAAGCGGAGAAUGUUUUCGCCGAGAUGAUACAAAAGGGGUUCGAUAAAUGUGUCGUGGCAUACUCAAGCAUGAUUGUGAUGUAUGGAAAAACGGGCAGGUUGAGAAACGCAAUGAAGUUGGUUGCCAAGAUGAAAGAAAAAGGGUGUAAACCAAAUGUAUGGAUUUACAAUUCGUUAAUCGACAUGCACGGAAAAGAGAAGAAUUUGAGGCAGAUUGAGAAACUUUGGAAUGAAAUGAAGAGAAGAAAAGUUGCACCUGAUAAGAUUACUUACACUAGCAUCAUUGGUGCAUAUUUUAAAGCAAAAGAGUUCGAUAAAUGUAUUAAAAUUUAUAAUGAGUAUAGACUGAAUAAGGGUGUGAUUGAUAAAGCUAUGGCAGGUACAAUGAUUGGUGUGUACUCAAAUGUAGGUAUGGUUGAUGAAUUGGCGAAGCUUUUACAAGAUAUGAAAAUGGAAGGAACUGGUUUGGAUCAGAGGCUAUAUCAGUCUGCAUGGAAUGCUUUUACAGAUGCUGGAAUGGAAUUGCAGACAAAAUGGAUGAAAGAGAGUUUUCAUGUAACAUAG